This is a messenger RNA of Anthostomella pinea, 1848 nucleotides long. Lineage: Eukaryota; Fungi; Ascomycota; Sordariomycetes; Xylariales; Xylariaceae. The record is from the annotation of a GenBank genome assembly.
AUGCAUAGCCACCACCACCACCAGCAACAGUAUGACGACUCGACCCUCACGCUGACUUCGAUCGGCACGCCCGACCCUUUCGUGACCCGGGCUGGUGGGCUUUUCUACUUUACCUUUACCACCGGCAACAGGAUCGAGAUAUGGUCCUCGCGAUCCCUGGCCGAUAUUGAGAGUGCCGCUACGCGACAUGUGAUCUGGACCCCUUCACCCUUCACCGACACCGAGGCCAGCGCGGACCUCUGGGCGCCUGAGCUUCACGCCGUUCGCGGGCGUUGGUACAUCUACUACGCGGCCGCGCACCCGGAGCGCGGUAAUGCCAGCCAUCGCAUGUACGUGCUGGGCGGGCCGCCGGCCGACGAAGAUCCAUGCCAGGGCCAGUGGGAGUUCCUGGGCCGUAUUUCCGGCACGCCAGACGGGCAGUGGGCGAUUGACGGCACGGUGUUCGAGAUCGACGGCAACCUGUACAUGGCGUACUCGGGGUGGCCGCUCGAGGACUCUGGGCGCGAAUCGGACCUCGUGCAGCAAUUAUUCAUCGUGCGCCUGAAAGACCCGACGAGAGCGGACAGCGCACCGGUCCUGAUCUCGCGGUCCGAUCGCGACUGGGAAAUCUCGCGCGAUGACAAGGGUGAGCAUGGAAUUAAUGAGGGCCCGCAGUUCCUGUGUUCCCCAUCUGGCCUCGGUGACGGUGGGAACGGGAGCAGGAAUGGGCAUGGGCAUGGGAAUGGGAUUGCCGAUGGGAUUCUCGAUGUAUACCACAAUGGCAAGGGGGGCAUCAGGAUCCUCGAUGGGAAUGGGAGUGCGAAUGUGAGUGGGACCACCACAGCCUCAUGGAGGGGCCUCGUCUACUCGUGUGCCGGUUCCUGGACGCACGAAUACAAAAUGGCGUCACUGCAGUUCCUGGGCGGCGACCCGCUGGCGCCCGCAUCCUGGCGCAAGAGCGCGGCGCCCCUGAUCGAGACCGCCGAGGGCGGCAGGGGACCCUUCGGCCCGGGCCACGGCAGUUUUCUCGACCUCGGCGACGGACAGGUCGUCGCGGUGUACCAUGCAACGGACCGCCCGACGGACGGGUGGGAGAACCGCCGCGCUCGCGUUCAGCGCGUCGCGUUCACGCCCGAGGGGCCGUACAUGGGGAAGGCGUUUGGGAUGGAGGCAAAGGACAAUGGGAAGGGCAAUGGAAAGGCGGGCAGGUUGUUGGGACGGCUGAAGGCUAAGGUCAAGGGCGCGGGAGGCAGAGAGGACAAUCCGCUGGGGGAGGAGAGUCUGAGGGCUCUGCUUGAGGGACGGACGGUCGCGAAUGGGAAUCAUGGGCCCGACUCCGCCUUCUGCUCAGCACAACAUGAUUUUGCCUGCAUUGUCUACAUAACCACCAUGCGCCUUUUACACGCAAAAACUGAGAAACUACACGAGUUCUUCGAUGACCAGAUCCCGGAAUACGCGAUCCUCUCGCACACCUGGCUGGACGACGAGGUGAAGUUCCAGGACAUGAACCCGGGGAAGAUACGGGGAUGCUGCCAAGAGGCCAUCCGAGACGGCCUGGAAUGGGUGUGGGUUGACACCUGCUGCAUCGACAGCACGAGCAGCACUGAGCUGCAGGAAGCUAUCAACUCCAUGUAUGACUGGUACGGGAACUCAGAGGUGUGCUACGCCUACCUUGCCGACGUCCCAGCCGGUCAGGAUGCCCAUAGGCCGGAUUCCAAGUUCAGGAAGAGCCGUUGGUUUACUCGAGGUUGGACGCUGCAGGAAUUGCUGGCACCCACGUCGCUCCAGUUACUUGACCAGGAUUGGAAUCUUGUCGGGUACAGAGACGACCUGGCGCAGGUUGUCGAGUCCAGCACGGGUCAUCUCUGA